CAAUUUUCAAAGGAGUGACAUUCAAUUUGAUUUGGAGGGGUAAAAUUGGGAAGUUGUAGGGGUUAAAGGUAUUUCAAGGCACUGACAGCCAGAUAAAUCCGAAAAAAUCACUCAUCGCGGUUUACACGCUGGUGUCAGUGGUGGCUAUGAGGAGGGGGUGGAGGAGGGUGAAUAAGUGGGAGUGGUGGAUAUUACCGUGGGGUAGGUCUAAUUAAUGAUACAGCACCAUCCCACGACGCUAUAACUGCCAAACCUAAUGCAUCUAUGACAAGCCAAGAGAGUGGGCGUGUAUAAUCUUUUGACUCCAAGUUGAUUAUCCCAGUGUCCAAUUGGCCCAACUCCCCCCCACUAGUGUGCCUCAAAAAUAGUCGGGGCUGGCCUGUGACACAUGUAAAACGUAAAUAUCCAGAGCUAAGACACUGGUGGAUGAUGAGGGAGAGGGAAAAAAAAGGAAGAAAAAAAAAAACAACGUGUGUGUGGAAGUGAGGGCAAACCAUGUGGCAUGAAACAUUGGCUCAAAACUUUUCACUCUGAUCUCUGACUUCGUGAUUGUCGGAGCCGGGUCUACACUGUCAGAGGCGUCACAUUCAAAUUCUCAGAGAGAUUAUUCAUAAUUUUGAGAGAAAACGAAUCGUAAUUUUUUAACAAUUUUUAGAACAGUUGGAAACGAAGUAAAUAAAUAAGUAAAUGAAAUAGAUCAGAUGAAUCAAUAAAUUAUCAUACAUUUAGUGACUGAUCUAUCGAUUUAUGUGAUAUCUGAUUGGCAGUAGAUACAGUGGUGCGGUGUGAAGUGUGGGAAUAAAAAUUUUAAGCAAUUGUGAUUGAUUGAUUGAUUGAUUGAUUGAUUGGAUGAUCAAUACCAUGAGUGUUGUGAGGUACUAGAUAAGAGAAAUAAGUGCUGGUGAUAUACCAAGACGUAAACACACUGUGAAAUGAUGACCCUUAUGACAGACGUGGGAAGUUAUCCCUAUGAAACGAGGCCCUCGUGCGAUACUUACCAUUCACAUCACCAUCACCAUCGGCACUUUUACAGUUCACCGGAGGCGGAAUAUUUUUCGAGUUAUGGAGGUGAACGGGAUAGGGAAGAGCAGCAGAGAACUACUAGUGCUGAUGGAAGUGCUGCAUCACCGGAGAGCAUUGCUUCUGGUCAUUAUCGGCAUGAUCAGAUGAGAUCAAAUUAUCUCCCAGACUCUGACGACGCAUCGUCAAUCCUCUCUGCUGAUGCGUCAGGGGAUCCAGAGUCAACUUCAGCAGACGGUGAUGAGACGACUAAUGAAAGUGAAAGUGUAGAGCACGUGCCACAUCCCCACGUACUGGACGCCAGUUCACCCCAUGGGCCACGAAGGUGCCUGCUGUGGGCCUGCAAAGCAUGUAAAAAGAAGACAGUGACAGUUGACAGGAGAAAAGCAGCGACGCUGCGUGAGAGAAGAAGGUUGAGGAAGGUGAACGAGGCAUUUGAAGUACUGAAGAGGCGGACGAGUAACAAUCCUAACCAGAGAUUGCCCAAGGUAGAGAUAUUGCGAAACGCCAUCGAGUACAUUGAGAGCCUCGAGGCACUUCUUCAGGGCAAUAGAUCGACCAGUCAGGAUCACGUCUCGGAAAAUACCAGUGGGGAAUCACCGCAGUACGUCACAGACAGACUCCGCCAAUUUUCGGAUCCACUGGCGAGGUUUCAGCCGAUCAACGGAUUCGCAGGAACAGAGAGCUCAACCAGUCAGAGCAGUGGUAGCAGCCUCGAUUGCCUUAAUAUGAUUGUCCAGAGCAUAAGCGGCGAGUCCAAUGAUAAUAGUCAUUAUCCACCUCAUAAUUGAAUUAUCAACAGUAUUAAGUUGUUUUUUUUAUUGCGUGUAACACGUGGACCUGAUUACCAUGACUAUUUCUAGAGGAUCAACAUGACCAAAGGAAACAUUUUUGUUCAAUUGACUUAAUUGUUCAGUGGGAAAUUAGUUGUAAGAUCGGAGGAUAAACAAUGCCAAAUAAUAUUGCCAAAGGAAUUGAAAAGGGGAAACAUACGUCGAGUGAUGUACAAUAAAAAAUAAAAGAGAUUAUUUUACUGCUUUUUUUAUAGUAAAAAUUAUAAAUUCAACUCUCUGGAGUGUUAAGGUUGUUGUCGUUCGAAAUAUUUAUUCGACAUUUUUUGUUUAAACUUUUAUGGUGAAUAGUUUGAAAGAGUAGCUGCAAAACCAUCACUUUCUGGUUGACAUUAACCGGUAAACUUUUUACAGAGACUGUCGUACGAUAACGACCUUAAGAGAAGUUGAUAAAUAAAUUAGUCAUUAAUUUAAGUGAAUGCAUAGUCGCAGAUUUUAUGAUUCUGUCUCGAUGUAUUCUCAAUUUGAUAACAGAGGCACCGAAUUGCUCAACAUUUAUGUAAAUAUCAAUCACAAUGACAAUAAAAGAAAUAUUUGAAGACAA
Molecule: messenger RNA, 2415 nt
Organism: Diachasmimorpha longicaudata
Lineage: Eukaryota; Metazoa; Arthropoda; Insecta; Hymenoptera; Braconidae
Gene: nau
Product: myogenic-determination protein
Exons: 6
Coding region: 933-1811 (292 amino acids)
Biological process (GO): positive regulation of myoblast differentiation; muscle organ development; regulation of transcription by RNA polymerase II
Molecular function (GO): protein dimerization activity; RNA polymerase II cis-regulatory region sequence-specific DNA binding; DNA-binding transcription factor activity, RNA polymerase II-specific
Source: RefSeq, a predicted model, not a curated record